Molecule: messenger RNA, 243 nt
Organism: Lottia gigantea (owl limpet)
Lineage: Eukaryota; Metazoa; Mollusca; Gastropoda; Lottiidae
Exons: 1
Source: RefSeq, a predicted model, not a curated record
CACCUAUGUGAAGGAAAGGCUUCACCCCACCUAUGUCAAGGAAAGACUUCAUCUCACCUAUGUCAAGAAAAGAUUUCACCCCAUCUAUGUCAAGUAAAGACUUCACCUCACCUAUGUCAACAAGGAAAGACUUCACCCCACCUAUGUCAAGGAAAGACUUCACCUCACCUAUGUCAAGGAAAGACUUCACCUCACAUAUGUCAAGGAAAGACUUCACCUCACAUAUGUCAAGGAAAGACUUCA